Molecule: messenger RNA, 979 nt
Organism: Drosophila kikkawai
Lineage: Eukaryota; Metazoa; Arthropoda; Insecta; Diptera; Drosophilidae
Gene: Lst
Product: Limostatin
Source: RefSeq, a predicted model, not a curated record
UCUGAACAGUUGAAGCGCACGCUCAGCGGCGACAGCAUCGUAUCAAGAUUAUUCUCAAUAAAAAUAGAAAAACGGGGUGUUAAGCGGCCACUGAUAACAACUGAGUCCCAUAUAGAGAUAUACAAACCGUUCAGUACGAUUCCGACAUUACGCGAGUGAACAACACACAACGGCCAACAAAUUGGAUUAAUUUCGACCUGUGUCAAGUGCCUGAACCAGUUAGCAAACAGGAUACAUUAGCUUAAUUAAUUAAUUGAGCCAUUAAUCCAACGGUACCCAAAGAUGUUCGCCUGGCAAUUCAGCUCUCUGAUCCUGCUGCUCCUGGCAGCGAUGGCCAGCGCAGUUCCAGCUCCCCAGCAGCAGGAUGUUCCCCAUAAUCUGCUGGACAUCGAGACGCCCAAUCAGUUCAGCUACAACUCGCCGCUGGCAAACCGGGAUAGCCUCCAGUCCAAGCCAUACUUUGACUUCCUGAGCACACUCUACGCCCACGAUUCGGCCAAAUCGAAUCUGUUCCGGCCAUACAGCGGCCGGCAGCGUCGGGAUGCUGAGCCUGUGGCUGCUGUGGAAGCCAAGAAGCUGGAUCGUCCGCGCCGGGCCAUCGUCUUCCGGCCCCUGUUCGUGUACAAGCAGCAGGAGAUCCGCAAGCAGGAGAUCAAGGACAGGAAUGCCCAGAGGCGUCACGAUCUGAACCGCCUUCAUCGCCUGUAGUCCUGCUCAAUGCACAACCUCCAGUGCCAACCCGGGAUGUUGGCCAUCUACAGGGUCCUCUAGCACUUAGCCUACACUGUGUCCUAGCCUUAAGUAAUGCACUGCAGCACGACAAGAGAGCACUCAUCGCUAUAUUAUAUAUAUAUAUCUGUAUACUCCAUUCGCACCGCCUCACCACCACCCACAUCCUCGUAGCCGUAAGUCCCCAGAUGUUUGUUAUGCAAUUUGUUAUCGCGACGUUUGAUUAAAGCUAACAAAACUGAUUUUGAUA